UAUUCUAUGGCCACUCUAUAUACUCAUCUUCCUCGAAGCCCCUCACUCCCACUUCCCAAGUCCCAAACGAUUCAUUUGUUCCUUUGUGUUUGUACUUUCCCAGUUAAUACACCUAUAAAUAAUGGAUACCAAAGUGCUCUCUUCUGGAAUCCGCUACUCAAACGUGCCGGAGAGUUACAUCCGACCAGAAUCCGAGCGACCUCAUCUCUCCGAAGUCUCUGACUGUGAUGAUGUUCCUGUCAUCGACCUUGGUUCUCAAUACAGAACUCAGAUUGUUCAGCAAAUCGGUGAAGCUUGCAAGUCCUACGGCUUUUUCCAGAUAAUCAAUCAUGGGGUGUGUCUAGAAGCAGUGAGGGAAAUGGGUGAUGUGGCACGUGAAUUUUUCAACCUGCCGGUGGAGGAGAAGUUGAAGUUGUACUCUGAGGAUCCUACAAAAACAAUGAGACUAUCUACAAGUUUCAAUGUGAACAAAGAGGCUGUGCAUAAUUGGAGAGACUAUCUGAGGCUCCAUUGUUAUCCUUUGGACAAGUAUGUGCCUGAAUGGCCUUCGAAUCCUCCCUCAUUCAAGGAAAUUGUGACAAAUUACUGCAAAGAAGUUAGGGCAUUGGGGUUCCGAAUAGAGGAGUACAUAUCAGAGAGCUUGGGCCUAGAAAAAGAUUACAUAAAAAAUGUUUUUAGGGAACAAGGGCAGCACAUGGCAGUGAACUACUAUCCACCAUGCCCAGAACCAGAUCUUACUUUUGGAUUGCCAGGGCACACCGACCCAAAUGCACUCACUAUUCUGCUCCAAGAUUUGGAGGUUACUGGCCUUCAAGUUCUCAAAGAUGGCAAGUGGCUAGCUGUUAAUCCUCAGCCAGAUGCCUUUGUCAUUAACAUAGGUGACCAACUACAGGCUCUGAGCAAUGGAAUUUACAAGAGUGUCUGGCACCGUGCUGUGGUGAAUGUUGAGAAGCCAAGGCUUUCAGUGGCAUCAUUUCUGGUUCCAGCUGAUGAGGCCUUGAUAAGCCCUGCAAAACCACUCACAGAAGAUGGAUCUGGAGCCAUAUACAAAGGAUAUACCUACCCAGAAUAUUAUAAGAAGUUCUGGAGUAGGGACUUGGAGAAAGAUCACUGUUUGGAAUUUUUCAAAGUCAAGUAAACUUUAUGGCCUGAUUAUCAAGAAAUGAAAUAAGGAUGAUAUAGCAGGGAUGGUGUUUGGCAAAAUGAUUAUUAUGAUGUGUUGUCUUUCACUCUCCCUUCUUCCUACCCAAUCUUCACUCAUAUAAUAAUUGUCAAUUCCCUUUUGCUUUUGUUGUUUUGUUGUUAUUUGUUUAUUUGAAAUUAAAGUUGGUCGCAAAACUUUAUGUGAGACAAUAAUAAAUUUCUCAUGAAUUUAUAUAGCUGCAAGAAUCAUUGGCUUAUUCUUA
Molecule: messenger RNA, 1406 nt
Organism: Lotus japonicus
Lineage: Eukaryota; Viridiplantae; Streptophyta; Magnoliopsida; Fabales; Fabaceae
Product: protein DOWNY MILDEW RESISTANCE 6
Exons: 4
Coding region: 122-1138 (338 amino acids)
Source: RefSeq, a predicted model, not a curated record